ACACUCGCGCUUUUCAAAUCUUCAUUCCCAUCAAAUCCCAUUUUUACUACAUAAUCGUAUUACCGAGCUCCUGACUCGGGAAAAUUCACUUUUAUUUUCAACCAAGAGAAACAGCGGUUAAACUGUGCGUCAACUGCGAUAGAAUGGCGACAAAUCUAUCGGGUUGCAAAGAUGACUGACAGCCGCAGCUGAGGUACUCAAUGUGGAAUAUUCUCAUGGGACCGCAGCGGUUCAAACCGUUAGCCUGAUACGAGGCCAGGCCAUGGGAGAAGCGCUGGCUACAUAACUCCGCAAAUAUGACAACACAAGUGUCACUCGGAUGAGAAGUUGUCACGGGCAAGAGCCCUUUCAGAAGACGCAAGGAAGGAGAGGGGGGAUCCUUUGUUACAGCAGGACAAACAGCUAGCGAGCUGCGACCUCAGUGGUAAGUGGCUGUAGGUAAUGGGACCACUAUGUUGUCCAGAAAAGGACUUAUCCCAGAAGAUUACCUGCGGGCACGGCUGGCCGAGGAUGUCCUGCAGCCGUGCAAGUUCAAGCCAAAACAGAGAAAGGCUCGGUUCGUCGCCAAGAACGGGACCUGCAAUGUUGCCCACACCAACAUUCGAGAACAGGGGCGAUUUCUACAGGACGUUUUUACCACUUUAGUUGAUCUCAAAUGGCUUCACACACUAAUUAUUUUCACAAUGUCGUUCCUGUGCAGUUGGCUUCUGUUCGGGAUGGUAUGGUGGCUCAUAGCCUUUGCUCACGGGGACCUUGAUGAGCAAAGUGACGACUUUGUCCCGUGCGUAACCGACAUACACUCCUUUUCAUCUGCGUUCUUGUUCUCUAUAGAAGUCCAAGUGACUAUCGGUUUCGGGGGUCGCAUGGUCACGGAGGAAUGCUUGUCCGCUAUAUUUGUACUGAUCGUUCAGAACAUCGUGGGUUUGCUCAUAAACGCCAUAAUGCUUGGCUGUAUUUUUAUGAAAACGGCUCAAGCCAACCGGCGGGCAGAGACGUUGAUUUUCAGCAAGCACGCUGUCGUCUCCGUCCGCAACAACAAGCUGUGCUUCAUGAUCAGGCUGGGAGACCUUCGGAAGAGUAUGAUUAUCAGCGCCACCGUGCGGAUGCAGGUGGUAAGGCGGAGCACUACCCAGGAGGGCGAAGUUAUUCCCCUCGACCAGAUAGACAUCCAAAUGGACAAUCCCGUGGGCACCAACGGCAUUUUCCUGGUGUCGCCUCUAAUUAUAUGUCACGUCAUUGACAAGCACAGCCCGCUAUACGAGUUAUCGGCGGAGGACUUGCAGCACGAGGACAUUGAGGUUAUCGUGGUCUUGGAGGGGGUCGUUGAGACCACCGGGAUAACCACCCAGGCCAGGACGUCAUACCUGUCCGAAGAGAUACUGUGGGGGCAGCGUUUCGUCGCCACAAUAAGCGAGGAGGAAGGCAUGUACGCAGUGGAUUACUCCAAGUUCGGUAACACUGCGAAAGUACUUACCCCGUUCUGUAGCGCUAAGAAACUAGAGGAAGGCGGAGGUAUGACGCGGUUCAAACUGCAGGAGAGCGCCACCCCGCGGACGUCCGUGAGAAGGCGCGGCUCUCAGAGAGUCAAGCAGUCUAGCCUUACCACAAAGGCACUUUUUUAAAUAAUGGAAUUGAUGCAUGUCAUCAUUUUUGCCAACGAAAAGCAUUUGUACAAAUUAGAAAGAUAAUUACUUUUAUCUACACAGACUGAAAUUAAAAGCAAAUAUUUCCUAGCCAAGUCUAGCAGUGUGCCUCAUCUACACUGGUACGUUGCUGCUCCAUCUGAAACUCGGGUGUGUGAAUCAGUUCUUCUUGCAUGUGGCCUUGAAACAGCCUUUCACCAGUGAAUGACUUGUGGCAGAGGUCCUGAUGGAGAGAGAGGGUGGACUCCACAGCACUGGAGCACCAGUCCUCAGGGGCCCAGGA
This is a messenger RNA of Osmerus eperlanus (European smelt), 1926 nucleotides long. It is a transcript of the gene kcnj11, whose product is annotated as potassium inwardly rectifying channel subfamily J member 11. The coding region runs from base 453 to 1622 and encodes 389 amino acids. The transcript has a single exon. Gene Ontology annotation, biological process: potassium ion import across plasma membrane; regulation of monoatomic ion transmembrane transport. NCBI's taxonomy places the organism in Eukaryota, Metazoa, Chordata, Actinopteri, Osmeriformes, Osmeridae. Gene Ontology annotation, cellular component: plasma membrane. Gene Ontology annotation, molecular function: ATP-activated inward rectifier potassium channel activity. The record is from RefSeq and is a predicted model, not a curated record.